AUGUCAGCACUGACUAUCGACGAAGUGGUCCAAAUCGACGACGCGACAGUGCGGUCUCCGCCGGCACUUCUGGGCAGACCAGCAUCCUCAUUGUUGACUCUUCUGUCUUUAGCAUCACCUCCGUCGACUGCCCCGCGACUCGACGAGAGAAACCUCCCCCCUCACCUCGCCUACUCCACCCCGCUGUCCCCCAACUACAAAGGAACCGGAACCUCCAGUCUCCGGAGUCCUCGCAGCUUCCGCCGUACGCCUGAUCUCCUCUACCACCUCGUCCCCAACCCUCCAUGUCUUCCGUCGCGGCCGCAACAUCCCCGCCUCCUGCCUCGUGGAAGUCAAGACCCACAAGGUCAACUACACACCGCUCUUCAACGUCGAAGCUCAGCUGUAUUUCUCGCAAGUCAACAAGUUGUACGUUGCCAAGAACGACAAGGGAGUUUUUCUCCCAGCAACGUCAGCAGGGGCAAUGGCAGCAGCAGCAGGAACCCCGUGCAGGACAAGACGGAAGAUAUCAAGCAAUGA
Messenger RNA from Sordaria macrospora k-hell, 519 nucleotides. RefSeq lists its product as uncharacterized. Lineage: Eukaryota; Fungi; Ascomycota; Sordariomycetes; Sordariales; Sordariaceae. The record is from RefSeq and is a predicted model, not a curated record.